AUGAGUUUUUUCUCAUAUUUCAACAGAGUUCUUCAUGGUUACUCAUCUGGCUCUAAGCUUUUGGUUCUCUGCUCUAUCAGUAGUGGAGGUCUCAUUGCAUGUGCAGACGCACAUUCAGAUGGUGAAAGAUCCGCUGUUGAACACAAUCAAGAGGAACCACAGAAGAAAAGGGUGGUGGUGCUUGGUACGGGAUGGGCCGCUACCAGCUUCCUGAAGGAUCUGGAUGCAAAAUCUUAUGAUGUUAAGGUGGUUUCACCAAGAAAUUACUUUGCCUUUACCCCUUUGUUACCUAGUGUCACGUGUGGAACAGUUGAGGCACGAAGUAUUGUAGAGCCUAUCCGAAACAUUACAAAAAAGAGAAGUGGGCAAAUCCAAUUCUGGGAAGCGGAAUGCCUCAAGAUUGAUCCAGCAAACAAAAAAGUUUUCUGCCGUUCCAGUGUUGAUGAAAAUUUAGUCGGAAGUGACGAAUUCUCUUUAGAAUAUGACUAUUUGGUUAUAGCAGUUGGAGCCCAAGUAAACACAUUUAACACACCUGGUGUCUUGGAGCAUUGCCAUUUUCUGAAGGAAGUAGAGGAUGCUCAAAGGAUUCGUAGGGCUGUAAUAGAUUGUUUUGAAAAAGCUGUCCUUCCGGACUUGACUGAAGAGGAACGGAAGACUAAUCUCCAUUUCGUAAUUGUAGGAGGGGGUCCAACUGGUAUAGAAUUUGCUGCAGAGCUUCAUGACUUCCUACAUGAAGACUUACUCAAAAUAUAUCCUCUGGUUACUGAUUUAGUGAAAAUAACUGUAAUCCAAUCCGGAGAUCAUAUCUUAAACAUGUUCGAUGAAAGAAUUAGCUUAUUUGCUGAACAGAAGUUUCAACGAGAUGGUAUUGACGUUUUAACAGGAUGUCGCGUAGUAAAUGUCUCUGAUAAAUUGGUUAACAUGAAAAUCAAAUCAACUGGAGAGGACGUUUCUGUGUCACAUGGGAUGGUGUUGUGGUCAACUGGGGUAGGCACUCGGCCAGUUGUGAAGGACUUCAUGGAGCAAAUUGGCCAGGGAAAUAGGCGGAUACUGGCAACUGAUGAAUGGUUGCGUGUAAAAGGAUGUGAGGAUGUAUAUGCCCUUGGUGAUUGUGCCACUGUAGAUCAACGUAAAAUCAUGGAAGAUAUCUCGACUAUAUUUAAAGCUGCUGACAAGGAUGAUUCUGGUAUCCUUGCUAUUGAAGAAUUCCAAGAUGUGGUUGAGGAUAUUAUAAUCAGAUACCCUCAAGUGGAAUUGUAUUUGAAAAGCAAGCAUUUUUCCAACCUGGCUGAUCUGCUAAAAGAUUCAGAAGGGAAUGAGAGGGACGCAGUAGAUAUUGAAGGUUUUAAGUUAGCACUGUCCCAUGUAGAUUUGCAAAUGAAGAGUCUUCCUGCUACUGCACAAGUUGCUGCUCAACAAGGUGCAUAUCUUUCUAGGUGCUUUAACUUAAAGUCGAAAGGUAAACAUGAUCCGGAAGGCCCUCGUCGGUUUAAUCGAUCUGGUCGUCAUGAAUUCCGUCCUUUCCGGUACAGGCAUUUUGGGAAAUUUGCACCCGUUGGUGGGGAGCAAGCAGCAGCAGAACUGCCGGGAGAUUGGGUUUCAAUGGGCCAUAGCACGCAAUGGCUCUGGUAUUCUGUGUAUGCAAGCAAGCAAGUUAGCUGGCGCACGAGGGUAUUAGUAGUAAGUGAUUGGACGAGGAGAUUCAUUUUCGGGAGAGAUUCAAGCCGUAUCUGA
Molecule: messenger RNA, 1734 nt
Organism: Fraxinus pennsylvanica
Lineage: Eukaryota; Viridiplantae; Streptophyta; Magnoliopsida; Lamiales; Oleaceae
Source: the annotation of a GenBank genome assembly